CGCCGACCAAUUCUGGCUCAGGGGGUCUCACCAACUCGAACGUGAAAACUAGGUACUCCAUCACCUGCCAUAACCAGAUGUGAACUCUCUGUUGGCGCCAUCGCGGCAGCGAGCAUGUCUCCACACGACAUACCUUGGCAUUCAGAUCUCGCACAACGCUUAGCGUCGGAAGCUGACCUCCAACUUGAUCCCAGCCAGUGGGCAGCUCAUGUUGCCAAUGAAGGAAUUAUCGAGGUCUUAUAUGAUGUUUCGGAACCGGCUGAGGCGGAUCACUUUAUUGAGCGGGUCAAGCAGCAGUUGCACAUUUUACGCGAUUUACGACACGAAAACAUUGUAGAGUUUCAGGGGUGGACGGUACAGGAAGAUGGUAAUUUGUUCACUGUAGUCGCCAUCUCAGGGAAAUGCGAGGGUGGUGAGGUGAUGGGCUUUCUUCAUGCACACAAGGGCGCAGAUCGCCAGCAAUUGGUUUUGGGAGUCACUGUUGGCCUGGAUUUCCUACACUCCAAGAAAGUCGUUCAUGGCAACCUUAACCCCGUUCGAUGCUCUCUUCGACUCCCCUGCCGGAUACUUCUCUCUAACUCGCUUGGUUCUCUAGAGGAAAAUUUUCAUCGAUUGUACUUCCGAGCGCCCUGUCGCUAAGAUUGGAGGUUUUGAUCUGUGCUACUUGAGCGAAACGCCUGUAUAUCCUAACGAGGAAUACUGGUCAUUCCUGCUUAUACGUUAUACCGCACCUGAAGUGUUAACAGGAGACGAAGUUGAGUGCGAUAUGCGCAGUGAUGUUUGGUCCUACGCAUGCACAUCCCUGGAGAUACUUUGGGGAAAUCCUCCAUACACCUCUAAGAAUAUCUGGGACGAUCUUCUCAUACCUCAGGCGGCCAUGGAUGGCGUUCCCCCGUACGAACGGAUAAACUUGGAUAGUUUUGAG
Molecule: messenger RNA, 925 nt
Organism: Cantharellus anzutake
Lineage: Eukaryota; Fungi; Basidiomycota; Agaricomycetes; Cantharellales; Hydnaceae
Exons: 5
Coding region: 115-639 (174 amino acids)
Biological process (GO): protein phosphorylation
Molecular function (GO): ATP binding; protein kinase activity
Source: RefSeq, a predicted model, not a curated record